Molecule: messenger RNA, 17210 nt
Organism: Aedes albopictus (Asian tiger mosquito)
Lineage: Eukaryota; Metazoa; Arthropoda; Insecta; Diptera; Culicidae
Exons: 2
Coding region: 15174-17204 (676 amino acids)
Molecular function (GO): nucleic acid binding; zinc ion binding
Source: RefSeq, a predicted model, not a curated record
CAAGCUAAAAUAUACCGAUCUCUCCCCUACAUCCCGUCACUUACACCAAAAAUCAUCCAGAUACUACGACACGACUAUCCCUCCGUAAUAAUAUGCCCACGGAGCGUGCACACGAUAAGGGAUCUCUACACACGCAUUAAGGACCCGAUACCCAUGGAUCAUCACCAUAACGUGGUGUAUCGAAUACAGUGCGGAAACUGCGACAAAUGCUACAUCGGUAUGACCGGCAACCUGCUGAAGAAGAGAUUGUCGGGCCAUCGGAGCAAUCUCAACCAACUGGAGAACCUAUUAGAGUCAGGCCGUACAUAUGCAGAUGAACCAGUGAGAGCACUCAGAGAAAAAACAGCUCUCUUGGCCCACUGCAUCGACCACGACCAUAGGUUCAUCUACGAGACAACACGAAUAGUCGAUCGGACGUACAAGAGAAACAUUCUCCCGAUUCUAGAGAUGAUACACAUAAGCAACGACAACGAUUCCAUCAACAAACGAACAGAUACAGAUAGACUUAGCAGUACGCUCUCUGGACUAAUACACAGAAUUAACACAGUCAUGACAAAAAACACUAAUGGACAAAAUAACAGAAACACCAACCACCCAUCCGACCCCACCUAAACCAUAACACAGAUCAGUUACCAAACAGUCUACCGAAGCAGUGAGUGAACUUGAACUUCAACGGUAAUUUUCUCGUUUUUGAUUAGUACAUUUUUUGACUAUAUUACUCAACAUAAUUAAAUUUUCAAACAAUAGUGAUGCGACGAACAAAAAUAGGACAAUUUUAUGUAGAAAUUAAACAGACAAUGACAAAAAACAGAACUCUAUGAUCCCAAGAAGAAGGCAAAAUACAUUGCGCCGAAACGUCGGAAAAUAGAUAACCUCUGUUUCCUUUUGAUUUGAGGGACUGCAAGCCAAACCAUAUUUGAUAGAAACUUAAACUUAUGCAUCUAUGCGUUAUUGUUGAACGCAAGAGCGACGCAUAUUACAGUUCUAGUACCCGAAUCGACGUUUUCAGGAAUUACACACUUCCUGUAAUAGUCAGUCUUCCGGAACAUGGUUUCGAUAUCUUGACAGAAAGAAGGAUAUGUUUCCUUCCCUCCGGAAGGCAUUUUUCUCCACGAAUAUUUUCUAAGUUUCCUUCGAGUAUACCUUCAUAGAUUCCCGUAGAAGUUUCUUUCAUGAUACUUUUGGGAAAUCUCAUGCAACUUGUCUAUGCAAUCACCUGAAACUUCCUCAAAACUUAAAAGGGUUCAUUCUUUGUGGAAUUCCUCUAGGUACAGUUUGACAAAGUUUCGGACCCCUGGGAUUUCUUCAAAAGAUCUCGAAUAAACCCAGAUGUCCCCUUUUCUAGAUUUUUUUCGGGAGUUCUAUCAGGAAUUCCACCCGGAAAUUUAAUUCUGAGUUGAUUUUCUGUUGAAUUUCUGUGAGCAUUUCAAGCAGAACUUUUACUGAUAUUUCUGAAAAAAUGAAAAAAAAACUCCAGAAUUUUUAAAAGUGUUCUUGAUUUUUUUUCUUUCGAUAUGUAUUCCAAGUCAAGUCUUUCCUAACUCUUGGGAGUUUAGUUAAAUAAUGUUUUUGAAAUUUCAAAAAAUCUUCCAUGAAUAUUUAAAAAAUAAUAACCUUUCUGAACUUAUAAAAAAUAUUUAGAAUGUUUUUUUUAGAAAUUCAGCCCUUUGCCGGAACUUCUGCUUAAAGAGCAAUGGAUUGCUUAGCAAAUAUCAUUCUUAAGAACAGAAUGAACGACUUCUAAACAUUCCUUCAGAGAAACAUAUCUAUGAAAAGUUUUCAGGAAGAGUUUGAAAUUUCCCCAAUUUGACAAUUUCCAGUUCUUUUUAUUCUUUUAGAAGCUUUUUUUCUGAAAUACACUGAAACUUUAUUCACGCUUACUUCGGUUUUUUUUUCUUUGGAACUGCGACCGACAUUUCGAGUGUAUUCUACGGAUAUUCUUCAGUUAUUCUAUUCUCGAAAAUUCUUCCAAGAAUUGUACUAUUUUUAAAUUUCUUUUCAGAUAUUCCACAAUUUUAGCAAAAAAUCUUCCAAUAAUUGCCAAAUUAUUAUUUCUAGGGAGUCUUUAGAGAACACUGAUAGUGUCUGGGUUCGAUUCUCGGUCCGUCCAAGAUUUUUUCGUAAGGCUUCAUGGCCGUGUGGCUAGUAUCACUAAGCGUGCUGGGGAGCACGGGUUCCAUUCCCGCCGUAGCUGUCAGGAAAUGUUUUCGACUGUGCCGCACCGUGUUUUUUUUAAUGCAUAACAUUUUAUUACCAAUUUUUAACAUUUUCCUGCACCCUGUAGCAUAUUUCACCAUAUUUAAUACAUAACUCGUUACGUAUUAAAAAAUCCAUUCCUCUCACAUGUAGUGAUCUUCGCAAAAAAAAAAAAACGGAAGAAUCAAUGACAGACUCCCGGGAGGAUUCAAAGAAGGAAAUGUGAAGGGAAUUUCUGGAGCAUUCCCGAAACGAAUCCAUGGAGAAAGUUCGGGAUCUGAAUCUGGCAUAUAUGAAGGAAUCCCUAAACAAUCCUGGAGAAAUUUCCGAAAGAAUUUCAUAAGGAGUUCCAUUGAAUUCCGUGGAGGUAUCCCUGAAGAAAGCACGGAAGGGAUCUGUGAAAAAACCCCUAGAGGAAUCCCUUAAGGAAUCAUUUACGACAUGAAUCCUAAGAGGAACUAAUAUACGAAUCCCGAGAGAAAUCCCUAGAGGAAUUCCUAGAGGAAUCCCUAAAGAAAUCUUUGCAGGAGUUCCAGAAGGAAUCCUUGGAGAAAUUUCAGGAGGAAUCCCUGAACAAAUCCUAGGAGAAUUUCCGAAACGAAUUCCGAGAAGAAUCUCUGGAGGAGUUUCUGAAGAAAUCACAGGUGAAAUCUCUAAAAGAGUCCCGGAAGAAAUGAGAGGAUCCCUGAAAGAAUAAUUAAAAGGAUGAAUUCUGAGGAAAUACCGUGAUAAAUAAGAAGGAACACGAGACAAAUUCUUAAAUACCUGAAAGAAUACCGGUAAUAAUCCCUGGAGAAAUCAAUAAAAGAACCUCAAAACGCAUUUUAGAUAACAUUCUAAGAGGAAACCCGAUAAGAAUUCUUCAAGGAGUGCGUGAACGAAAUUUGGAAGGAAUCUCUAAAGAAAAACUGAGAGAAAUCAACGAAAAAAUCCCUGAAGGUAUUCCAGAAAAAAAACUCCUGAAAAAAUCACGGGAAGAAUCAAUACUGGAAUCCCAAAUACUGAUACCGGUAAAUAUUUCUGAAGGAAUCCAAGAAUUCAAUGAAGUAAUCCUGCGGAAAUUGCUUGAGAAAUCAGUGGAUUCCUGCCGGCAUUUCUGAAAAAAAUAUUGAAGAAAGUCCAGCAAAAUCCCUAAAGGAAUUCCGGGAUACAUCAAAGUCCCAGGUAUUUCUGAAAGAAACCCGGGAAAAUCUUUAAAGGAGUCCCGGGAAAAACUAUGAAAAAAUCCCGGGAUAAAUCAGUGAAUGAGUGCCUGGUGGAAUCCCUAAUGGAAUGCUACGAAACAUCUGUGCAGGAUUCUUAAAAUAAUCCCUAAGAAAUCCCGGGAAACAUCCGUGGUAGAAUCCCGGAAAGGAUAUCUGAAAGAAUCCCAGGGUAAAUCCCUGGAAAUAUCCAGGAAAAGAAUGUCGAACGAAAUCCCGGGAAGUAUCCUUGAAAGAACCCCUGAAUGAUUCCUAGGAGGAGUCCCUAUAUGAACCCGAUGAAAAUCAAUGAAGAAAUAUAGGAAGUUAACGAUGCGAUGAAGAAUUCUGGGAGGAAUUGUUAAAGGAGGAAUUCCGAGAGAAAAACCUAGAAUUCUGCAGCAAUCCUUGAUGGAAUCGCGGCAAUAAUUCGUAAAAGCACCCGGAAGGAAAUCCAGGAGAUAUUCCUUUUAAAAUCUAGGGAGGAGUAAUUGAAGAAAUCCCGGGGCUGACAAAAUGCCGGAAAAUAUCCCUGAAGAAAUUUUCUGGCAGGAAUCCAAGAAUAAAUCAGUGAAAGAAUCCCUGGAGAAAUUCCUAAAGAAAUUCCAGAAAACAAACCUUUGUAAAUGUUUGACAACAUCCCGGAAGAAAUUUUUGAUGGAUUCCAAGGGUAAAUUUCUGGAGCAAACCCAGAAAAGACCAAUUCCUUCUGAAAGGAAUUUCUAAGAAAUCUUUGAAGGAAUUCCAAGAAAUUCUGGAACAAAUCCCUACAACGAUCUCGGGAGAAAUCAAUGAAGAAAUUACUCGAAAAAAUAAACCUUGAUGAAUCCCAGCAACAAUCUCGGGAGGAAUUGGAAUUCUCGAAGGAAUCCUGGGACAAGUCUACAGGAUUCUUGGGAUUAAACCUGGUAGGAAUUUGGUGAAAAAUCCAUGGAGGCUUUGUAUGUAGACCAAAAUAUCCGUGAUGUAAUUUACAUGCGUUCGGUAAUCUUCAACUGGAUAUCUUUUCGGUAUAUGGUUAUUGAUGUUUGGCCAUUUAACCUAAUGCAGUUUGGGCCCAUAUAGCCGAGGCGGUAAACGCACGGGUAUUCAGCAUGACCAUGCUGAGGGUGACGGGUUCGAUUCCCGGUCGGUCCAGGAUCUUUUCGUAAAGGAAAUUUCCUUGACUUCCUUGGGCAUAGAGUAUCUUCGUGCCUGCCACACGAUAUACACAUGCAAAAUGGUCAUUGGCAGAGGAAGCUCUCAGUUAAUAACUGUGGAAGUGCUCAUAGAACACUAAGCUGAGAAGCAGGCUUUGUCCCAGUGAGGACGUUACGCCAAGAAGAAGAGAAGAGGAGGAGAGUUUGGCCGAAUGUCUUUUUAGGCCGAAUGCCAUCUGGCCGAAAGGGUCGUUUGGCCGAAUUAUGAAUCAAAAGAACUUAGAGGCGUGGACAAAUUCUGGCUAACAUCAUAGUUGCCAAUAAGUAUGAUCAUCAGACAUAUUUCCUUCUUUUAAUGAUAGGCUAUUACCAACCAUUAAGAGAAGAGUUGGCAUUAAAACUGUGAUUUUUUUGUCAGAGAUUUUUCCUUUUUUGAAUCAUAAGUUAGAUUGAUAUAAGAAACAGUGGCAUGACCACUUAAGUUCAUCAUUCCAUUUUCGGCCAAACGGCGUUCGGCCGAAUGGCCAGGAACCAUGUUUUUUAUACUUGGUCGGAUCUAUUGGAGACAUCAUCUUUACAUCUCUUUAUUGAGUGGAGAUACUAGCAACAGUAGUUACCAAAACGCUUUAGAAAUAUGUAUUACCUCAAAAAUUUCAAGAAACUGUGUCAAAAUGUCCGUCAGAAAUAGUUCCAGAAAAUCGCUUCCAAGAUUUUCUCCAUCUCCAUCUUACGUCUUAUGUUUAUUUGAUGAUCAGAGAAAUUUUCAUUAAAUUCUUACGCGAAUUCUCUGCACAGAUUUCGACAGAAAUAAGCCUGAAAUUCUAGAAAAAUCUUCAAUUUACUCUAUAUUACUUUUUAUUCUCUAUCAAAAACGAUUACGCUAGACAUUUUACCAGAACUUUUGGCGACUAUGUGCUUAAUUCCUAUUUGAAUAACUCAAGGAAGCUUUCCAGAAUGUUGUCUUGAUUGAUUCUAUAUUAGAUUCGAAUUGCAAACCAUCCAGGAGUUCUAUCAAAAAUUUAUUUGGAAUUUGUUUUUUGAUCGAAGUGUCUUUCUCAAUUCAUACAGAUUUUCGCUAGAAAUAAGCAGAGAGUAAUGCCUUACAUCUACACAGAACAACAAGUGCCUUAUGAUUGGUUCAUGGAGGCGGUGUGUGUUUCCAAAUAUGUGAAACUGUGAUGCUACAGCUAUUGAGUUCGAUUGAUCUGUUAGGUUUUUCAUAAACUCCUAAUCAUACAGUAGUUUCUUGAGAUAUGUUGGUAGAUUUUAGGGUCCAAGAGCUUCACUUUUUGAACGGCAGAUCCAGAGAUUUAUGUCGGUCCAGUUUUGGCAUCGCAUUGGAUGUACAAGAUUGAAGGUAUCAAGUAUCAUCGAUGUUGUGUCUCAUCCAUGAACUCCCUGGUGUAUGAAUUUUGAGAUCCAGAGACGUAGACAACGACUUAUUGGUAGUUUAUGGAUACAGUGGAUAUUCCUAGAACUACAUAUAUCGAAAUCAAAGAUAUACUCUGUUAGCCGUGAUUUUUUUUUAAUCCAGGGCUCAGCGCAUGGGUUAUGUUGGAAAUUAAUUUGAAAAGUUUUAUAAUCUCUUAUGCUUUUUUCUUUUCUGGUCUUGGUGGCUUACGAGCCUGAUGGUAGGGCCAGCUACCAUGAAUAUAUGCCCUUUCGUAAUCCCUAGAGUUUCAUAGAACUGGUAUACAUAAGAUAUUAAAAUUCUCACCCGGAAAAACUUCCAAACUGACAAACGUGUCCAAUUGACCCUCAAAGAAGAUUCUACGUGCCUCGAACACUCGAACCAUCUUCCCUUCAUAGCCAACCAUAAAAAAACAUCCUCCUAUUGUACCACACAGCCGACGACACUGCGACUUUUGAGAGGCAUUAAUCUUAAUUACCUGCCGGCAGAUUGCUUGUCCCGCCCUAAUCCCGACGCCGACCACCGACCGUUUACUUCUCGGGAUUUCCGAUUCUGCCAAGCUCUUUUCGCCUCACUAUUGACUGCGGUAAAAAAAGGCAGGCCAUCGGCGAUUACCUAGCUUCGGCGCUAGGAAAGCGGAGCGAGAAUUUUCAACCUGACCGAAAGAACGCCGAAAUUUAUGCGGCGUCCACUUGUGCCUUGUUCCAGCAGCACAUAACAACUUGUAAUUAGGACGGGAAAUGAGCACCACCGCCGUCGCAGUUUGAGCUCGGCGUAGAAGACAUCACCACCGGAGGUAUUAUCACAUCCAAAAAAUUGACCUCAAUUGCCUGCCUGCCUGCCAUGAAAGCAAGGGCGGCAAGCUUCAGAAAGAAGCGGUCCGGUACCGGUUCGGUCCGGUGACCGUUUCCGUCCGCCCGGUGAUGGGCCAUUGUUGCACAAUACCUGGUGGUCUACGUCGUCGGUCGUUCGGUCAAUCGGUCGUAGUGCCCUGCCCCUCAGCGAAUUAAUUAAAACCGGAAUCGUAAAAACUAGAGAAACUGGUCCACUCUGGAAGUGAACAAACGAGCUUCCCGCGUUUCCUUCGCCGUCAUCAUUGUCGUCAUCAUUGGUUUCAUCACCCAUAGGGGGAAGGGCCAGGUAACAAGCUGUUAGCUACCAAUAUGUAGUCCAUUUUACGAGCCGAUUUUAUGAAUGAAGCUUUGACAGGUGGUGGCGCUGCAACACGUGAAUAUCAGAACCAACAUUGUUGUUGUUCCGUAAAAUGGCUCAUUUGUAAUUCACUUUUCUCCUUCUUGACGUUAUGUCCCGAAGGGAUCAAGUCCUGCAUUUCAGCUCAGUAUUCUAUGAGAACUUUCACAGUUAUUAACUGAGCGUUGCUCUGCCAAUGACCAUUUUGCAUGUGUAUAUUGUGAGACAGGCACGAAGAUACUCUAUGCCCAGGGAAGUCGAAGGUCUUGAAUGGCUAGCAGCUCGUAGGCAUCGUUCCAUUUUUGUCAGUUUUCUAAGCACGAUUGCCGACAACUCUAAAUAUUAAUCGGCCUAAAAGCUACAAAUUUCAAUCACUAACCACUACUCAUCAUUUCGGACAACUUCCGAGAGUCUCCACUAACGGCAUCGAUUCACCAGGAAAUCAUUCUGCUAUCGAUCGACUCACUAUGUGCCAGCAAGCACUUUCGUGUGCGAUGAUGAUACACCUUCAGCUAUCCUCGGGACUCACCCGUAGCAAAGCGGACGGACAGACGGACGCUGGACUUCCUACACAUCACGGGAGGGCAGAAUUUCCAUAAAACGGCCUUAGCUCGUUGGUUGGUGCACUCCCCGGAGGAAAACCCGGCAACAACAGCGAGCUUGAGUUAAUUUGCAAUUAAUACCUUCCUUUCACUCGGCUGCUAGAGUCACCACAACCAUUCAUUUUUCGCUCAGAAGCCCAGAAGCAUGAAUCGGAAAAUUGCCCAAGCGGCCACCACGAAUCCGCAUACCGCACAACCGCGCACACACAUGACUUGAUAUGUACCUACCUACUUACAAAAUCUCCAUUAGCCGAAACUCCCACGAGCAAUGGCCGCGGCCAUCGCCGUCGUCGUCGUCGUCGGCAUCAUCAUAAUAUUGUACUCAGCAGUGGCGGAGGCAGUGCGGUUGCGGAUACGGAUUUAGCGGUUUUGUACCGCACAAUCAUCGCCAUCACUGCUCUGUUGACUGACGUCGUAGUCGACGUCGAAAUGAACUCGUGUGGUUGGCACGCAAAACAACAAAUUUCCUAGAUGUUUUUGGUGGGCACUUACAGAGCUAGCUAGUCGGUUAAAAGUGGUUAGUGGUGGCGCAAGUAAUUGUCUACACUCGAAACGUGUGUAAUUCUGGGGAGGAGGAAAUUAUGAGCCAGAAUGGCACAAUCUUGAUUGCCGUUUUGUUUAAAAAAGCUGAUAUUAUCACUUGAUGGCUUCUUGAGAAUUUAAGAUUUUUUUCACUCUAUAGUUAACAAUGAAGCCAUUGAUGUUCUUUUUCCUUUGCUGUUUUGUUUAUUUAUGUAUUUAUUUAUUUUAUUAAUUGUUUUACUUUUGUUAUUUAUCUUUUUUAUUAUUUUAUUUCACAUUUUAUUAAAAAACACAUCCUUAAAUUUAAGAACUUGUUUUGCUUUGUUCUUUUUUAUAGUUGAGACAAGGCCAAUAAGUAUUUGAAAGUGCAUAACUAAAAUGAUCAUAACUUCCUCAGAGCUCUAAUAAAACUAAAUAUUUUAAUACAGCUUCAGAACGAACCGACUAACUAGAUUCGUGGAAGUUGUUAGAAAGCCAAUGCUAUGAAUCGAGUUUCAGUUUCACAUUGGUACAAUAAAACUGUUAGUUAUCAAACAGUAAGUGUUUAUGAAACUACAACUUUAAGUCCAAUUGGUUUUGGACAAACCAAAAAAAAAAAUAAUGGUUAGAUAAAACUUGUUGUGAAACUACUGAAUAAAUUUCUGGUAGAGGUUCUGAAAAACCUUUCAGCAGCACUGCUGCUCUCUAGCAAUGUCUGACACUAUUCAAGCGGAACUUCAUGAGAAAUUGAUUGAGUAAAUUUAAAAAAGAUCCUUGAACGGGUAUCCGUAGUAUUUUUUAUUAACUUGCUGACCUCUUGAGGGCACAUUCUGACGAAUUUUAUUGAAAAUUUCCGAUAAGCGAAAUACCUUGGUAGCAAACAGUAUGGCAGAAAAUUAAAGGAGUUAAAGAGUGGUUGCGUUCAUCCGACGACAUGGAACUGGGUGAGUUCAUACCGAGUUUUUUUUUCUUUACAUACUAGAAGAACUUGGGGAAAUUUCGCCAAUGCGUUUUCAUGAGGACUCCUGGAGUCUAUAAUAUCUGCAAAUUAAACUUGUAGUUCUGGUACAGGCCUAAUAUUGAAGCGAUAAAAAUGUUAGAAGAAAGUGAUUGCAGUUCGCAACAAUCAUUGAGCAAAUUUAAAAUAAUUGGCUUAAUUACCUCAACGGCUGUCGAUCACAGGUAACACAUGGGACUACUCUUAAUAAAAUACAUAAUUCGAAAAUAGCUAUCUAAGCUUGAAAGUUUAUUCUCCGUAUACUCUUAGUUCAAUACUGUGGGAAACGCGCGACUAUUUCCGUGAGUCAGUCGGUUUUCUCGGUAGGGAGUUGGGGACGCGAAUAUUGAAUGCGAAAUCAGAAGCGCGCGAUAACCUUCGUUGGGAAGUCGGUUUUCACGGUAGUGUAAACGAUCAAUGCGGUGACACGUUUAAUAUUGAACGAUCGUUGGCGUAUGUGCAUUACCCUUACUAUCGCGACCAAGUAAAUCAUAAUCGGGAUGAAGGCCGUGUCGUGUAUUUUCAUAUAACUAGUGGAUCAUAUUACCUACCAAAGGUGGCUCCAAGAUCCACACCUUACCCUACCCUACUAACAAAUAGUCCUUCUCGAAACAACUGUGGGGAUGCUGUCGAUUCCACGGUUUCUAGUAACAACGGUUGUCGAACUAACAUUCCUUCCCCUUUCCCGAUGACCGUAAGGACGUGGCCGGCGCCGUUAUUGACUUUAAAAUAUUGAACUCUCGAAUUGUGCACAUUGGGAGUGUGUAGCUAGUUCCAAGCACCAUUCAUUGGAUCUCUGUGCAACUUCGAUUGUUCUGGUCAAUCACGGAGUAGCAACUACGAUGUGUACGGUUGUCUUUGCUUUUGCUUUUUUGCCUUGGAACAUUGGAAGCAUUUCUUGCAAGUUUGUUUAAGACACAUGUAAUGGAAAUUCUGUGCUCAAAUUUGGUUGAAACUUUGAAGAAUAUUAAAAACUUUCGGAAACAUAUAAGUUUUAUAGACACUACUUGUAACCUUUCAAAAACUUUUUGAACACUAGACAUUAAAGGACUGAAUCCUGCCGAAUUCUGUAUUCUAAACGAAAUUCAUAUAUAAUAUCCCCCAGAAAACAGAAAGAGCAACAAAUUAAGCAUAAAUUUACUGACUUUCUAAACUUACUUUCUAAAAUGAUUUCGUAAUUUCGUGACAAAUUCCCUUUUUAAAAUUUCCGAACAAAGCAAUUUAUCAAAAAAAAAACAGGUUACCAUUUUUGUAGAUUCUAUCAUUUUAUCGUCUAUUGUAAUUGUGGGCUUCGUGGCCGUGCGGUUAGAGCCGUCAGUCGUAUGACCGUUUCGUAAGCGUCGGAGUGUGGGUUCUAUUCCCGCUCCAGUCGGUGAAAACUUUUCAUCAAACGGAAAAUUCUCCACUUGACCACUGGGUGUUUCGUAUGUUGUCCGUUGUUUCAUGUUUGUGAUUGGUUUAGUCUGUGCAACCUUUAGUUGAAGACGGUGUAAUGUCUUUAAAAAAAAACUAAAUGCAAUAUUUAGGCACUCUCCACACGUUAGUUAACAAUAAAAAAUCAAAGAUUUUGAAGGUCUCUUUCUGAUUCUUGGAAAUAAUUUCGAGAAUUUUCUAAUGUAUUGGACAUUUUCAAUAAUUUUUAAAACCACUAAUAAACUUGUGCAUGAACUGUCUCAUAAUAACCAUCUUGAAAUAUUACCAAGGAAGGGUGUCUGGUCAACUAUGAAAAAACCCCUGAUUUUUCCAGUUUUUUCGGUUAUUAGGAAAUAUUUCCAGGUCUGCUCUGAAUUCAUUAAAUCAUGCAGAAUUCCAAAUUAUUCAGUUCAUCUGAAUUUACAAAUGUUUAUUUGGAAAUGUUACUGCAAAGAUUUUGAGAAAGCUUCCAAAAUGUAUUCAAGCGGAAUUCCUGAAUGAGUUAUGAUGAUUUUAUUUAAUAAAGCUCAGGACCAAAACCUAAAAGAUCUUUAAUGAGAAGGGUUUGGAAGAAUUCUGCGUAUAAUUCAGUGAAUGUCUAUGAAGAAAUUAAAAUAGCUUCCAGGUGAAACAAAAAACAAGGAAAAAUAAAAAUAAAGAUCAUGGUCUUGAAAGAAAGUAUUGAAAGUUGAAAUUUCUGGCAAAAAUUGCCACGAAUUAUCUGCGACGUUCUAUGAAAAAUUACAAUGCCUCUUUUUAGUAAACAAAAACUAUAUGACGAUCUUAAAUUUUACCUUUUUGAGGAUCGACAUAUAUUUUUUAUAUUUUUUACCUAUCUAAAUUAUUGUUUUCACGAAGUCUAUCACAAAAGCUAUCAAGUUAUUUUUUAAAUAUCUCAAUAAAACCCUUUUUUUAUCUUUUUUUUUUUGCUGAAAGUUUUCCAAAGGCACUGCCAAUAAAUCUCACAGAAGUUUUACUUAUAAUUCUACUGAAAAAUAGAUUUGCAAAAAGAUGCCUUCAGAAUGCCACCAAAAAACUUUUUUUUUUAAAGUCACUAAAAGCCAAGAAUACCUACACAUUUUUUUUUACAUUCUUUCACAGAUCCCUCUGAGAGCAGACUUACUCCUAAAAUGACUGCCCGAUAUUUUUUUGGUGACAUGAGAACAGUAGAAUUAUUUCAGUAAUUUCAGUAGUCAAUUUUACAGACGCUCAAUACUAGCAACUAUCAAAAACCUUUUAUUUUUACUGAAAGAGUUUAGUAGUCAGUUGUACUUUUUUUUCCCUGAUUCAGGCAAAAACACAAGCUUUCACUAGAAUGUGGUCAGUAUUUUGUUGGAAUCGGCUACAAACAUCACCAGUAAUGAACUUUCAUACAUAUUUUUUUUUUUGUAAUUGAGUACUUACUCCAAUUAGAAAUUUGUCUAGAAAAUUUCAACAAUGCCAAAACAUUAAGAAAUAACGGCUGGAGCAUAAUCUGGAGCUUGUUCAGCUCUGCUAGAGAUUUUUUUUAGAAUUUCUGCUAAAAGAGACAGGCUAAUCAACCCUCCAGAAAAUCUAUCGCCAAGAAUCUAGGAAUUCCGUUUACAAAACAAUCGGAUAUUUCUUAAGAAAUGUUUCAAAUCCCUGAAGAAACCUUAGAAAAAACACCGAAAAGUUAGAUUUUAUAUUCAACAAAAAAGCGUACAUCUAAAAAGAACUCUACCAGAAGUAUAUUUUAAUCUUCUGUUAGAUACCCCCCAAUGAUCUCUCAAUAUCGCCUCAAGCAGUUUUGCAAGAAUUUUACACAAAGAAUGGCAUGAUGUUUAACCCUGAAAGGGAUACCUGGGGUCCAUUGGACCCCAGGCGCCUUUCAGAGCUCGUCUUUGAUGGAACACACUCAGCGAGGUGACGAAACGGAGGCCAUGAAGGUAUCCCUUUUCCUGGAACAUUUUUACUAAAUAAGAAAACAAACAGAAAACACUGCCUUACAGUAACAUUAUUCCAUCAGACUUCCUAUAGGAGUAGCGCAGAAAUUUAAAAAAUUAAGGUUUAUCAGUUUUUCUAAAAAAUCUUAUGUAAAACUUGAAUUCGAACCUAAAUUAAUACUAUCUUUCCUAAGUUCAUAUUCUCAAAAAAACAUUAUGUAGGAUCAUCGUGUCCUACAUCGUGUCUUAUUCGGAAACAAAGUGAUUACGGUACCGAUUGAUUCCGUUUGUUAUCAUUCGUGAUCACUUUUAACAAAAAAAAAACAAAAUAAACAGCGAUUCAUUUCUUCGUUUUGAGUAAGAUGAAAAUGGGAGCGCACUUGCUCGUAAGGGAACAGAUACCCAACUAUUUUUAUUUUCCACCACGAGUUUUAUGUAAUAGUACUAUUCAUUUGCGAGAUUUCUGUGGAAACAUAUUUGAAAUAUAGACUGUUUCAGAAAUUAUAAAUACACUUUGUUUAUUAAAUUAAAUUAACUGUUCUAAUGAUUUUUACCAACUUCUUUCAGAGUAUAGCAUAUUGUACUCCAUAUUUCUAUACAUCCUUUCAAUUGUCUUGAUAUUUUGAGGAACAGUCGAGCUCUCUAACAAAUAACUUAAUUUUUCAAAUUUGCAUUUGCACAAAGGUGUUUUUUUAAUUAUUAUUAUUAUUUAUUCAUUAAAGAGGUUUUAACAAAUAGUCAUUCGCCUCCGUUGUUUUUUUAAUGAUUUCAACAUUAUUUAUCACUAAAUACCAAAAAUUAUCUAAAUUUUUAUCACAUUCGCAUUCUGAACAAGUUGUCUAAGGAAUGCCUUGAUCGAAAUUUGGGAAAAAUCGAUACAGGGAUUUCCAAAACAUUUUUUUUUUUCGGAGAUCAAGUUUCUUAUUUUUUAAGGUUUUCUACGGAACAUAAGAACUACCUCACAGUUUCUUAGCUUUCCUAAACGCAUUUAAAAUAAACAAACUUAUUUUUUCAGCUCAUUCGAUCCUUCAAAUGGCAAAGCUUGUCAUACCAUAAAAACGAAUGCAGUAAGCAGUAAUUAAGACAUUCGUUUGCUUAACGUUUUGUAACCUGUCAUCUAGGUUCCAAUAUUGUAAAUAAUUAAACUGUAAAUAUUUUGUAAAUAGAAAAUGAAUUCGUGGAUAUUUAAAAUAGAAUAUUGAAUUAAAUAAAAAUGGAUUAAAUAAUUUAGAUAUAAAAUUCCUUUUUCUUUUCCCGCUCCUUUUCCCUUGGUGUCAGAUGUCCUUUACAACCCUAUUAUAUUUUGAAUUCAAAUUCAUUCCACUCCAUGCAAUACCCCCUGACACCAAACGACCAUCUUUCAACGGCUGAUCUAGUUGUAAAACUGCCCGUUGAUGUGGAGGCUGAUUUCAACCACGAACAUCAGCUACAAUAAAACCCGCCUGAGAUUUGGUUCAGGUCUCUUUUUGGUAACAGAAUUUACCCAAGUAUAUUGUAGUCCGCGAUUUUACCUAUAUUCCCACUAUAGUAACAGAAUUCUCGUGUGAUCGACCAUCCAACAAAUUUCCGUGUGGUGAACGAAACCCGCCAGUGAAAGUGACCGUUCGACCGUUGAAGAUUGUGCCACGUGGGUGUGAGUCGACCGCGAACCGAGUGGGUGCAGACUACCAGUGAAGAGAGCAGGAAACCAACGAACGAGCGUCCCGACGCCAAUUAGAAGGACGUCUCCGACGCUGGUGAGCCAUCCAAGAUUGGACGAACCAGGCACGCGCCAAACCGAGCCUACUGCGAGCGUCGAAGCACGGCGUCUACCCAACCCCGAGUCCCGUGGAAACCGGGAAGCCCGAGUAAAAAGGUGUGUCGGUUCUAAUUUUUCCCUUUUCACAAACCUCCCUCGAAUAAAAGCUUCAUUAUUUAAUUUCAUUGAAUUAAAGUAUCAGUAUUGAAUUUAUUUGAAUUAGAUCAUUUUUUAUUUAACCACGUUCCCUUAUUCGCUUUCUGCAAUUUGAUUAUCCGACCGGUGCCAAAAGGUGGGAAGUGAGUCUACCACCAUUUCAACGACCCUGAGAUCCAGGUCACCACAAGAGGCCUUGAGUGCACACCCCGGAAGCAGCCGUCGGCUAAAGACCAGCAGCUUGGGGCUUUGGCAGGUUCCCGUCUGGGGCCGAGCAGAAAAAAGACCUGGAUCAAAGAGAAUCGUAUCAAUUGGCGCCCAACGAUAAAAAUAGAAAAAAAUCUACUUUGAAUUAGAUUUUUUUAAAUGUGCUCCGGGAGGAAUUGAAUUUUUGUAAAAAUCUCAAUUGAAUUAGUUUUUCCAACCAAAUUUCUGAAUUUUUCUUUAUCUUGUAUAUAUUUCCCUUUCUUUAGGUUCUAAGUUGUUUAAAUUAAGAAGUAAUAAGUGAAGUGCGGUUUAUUGGUGAAUUUGAUGGUUAUUCAUAGUGCAAAGUAAUUUCUUUUCGGGUGAUGAUAAGACAUUCUCGUACUGGUUUUGUCAACCACGUGUAAGACAAAUUAGAAUCCUUUGUUAAUUAAUACAAUAGAUCAAACCUAGGCAACUCUUCAAAUUCUUCGUCGUUUUCUCAACGCUUUGUUUCAAUUAGAAUAAUAAAUUUGGUGACCGCGUGGAUUCCUCUGUACGAUGGCGCAAACGAAAAUCACCUUCGAUCAAGCCGUUGAGAUGAUGUUAGGGUGGUACCACCAUAUGCGCGUGGAUCAUUUGUUAGAAGAUGAGCUACUUUUUGAAAUUGAAAUACGGUUGAUUGUCAUUCGCGAUGAUCCAUCGUUUUCCCAAAGGCGAAGAAGCCUUAGAUUGAACUUGAAGGCAGAGAAAGAACAGCAGAAAGUUUUAGAUGUUACGUUAGAUGCAGAAAAGGUUGAAGAUAUUGGGUUGUGUGACCAUAAAUAUCAGCAAAUUUGUGAGAUUUUGAGGCGAGGGGUAAUCAGUUCAAAGGACAAGUGCAAAGCUAGGCUCCUACAUCUUAGUCAUAGAAUAUUCCAGAUGGUGAAAAAUUGUGAUCCAACUGUUGAACUUGCACAACGUUUGCGUGAUUUACUGGUAAGGUGUGUCACCCUAUUGCGAGAUUGGUUUUACACCCAGUCUACUGCACCAGCUGAGGAAGAGAAUGAAACGGCUUUACCGCUGGGAGAUCUGUUUGCAAUCAAACCCGCACAGCCUCAGCUCGAUGAUGUGCAAAGCGAGCUAGGUGAUUUUUUGAACAAUGCUCCAACCGACGGUGCAUAUGAUCGAAAUUUAAUUCUAUCACUUCAAGCACGCAUUCGACGGCUCGAAGAUGAGUUGGCUUUGCGUGAUGAACAAAGGGAAUUUUCGAAGCAGACAGUGACCGUUGGCGAUAGUAUGCAGAAUAAUCAUCCAACUUUUGCACCACAUCUGGGGGCGGGGGGAAAUCGAAUCGUGACAGAUCACACCGCGAGCGCGAAACCGUAUACCGUUCCUCACAGUGACGUCCCAAAUUUAGCAAACCCAUAUCCUGCAUACACUUCUCAGAUUAGUACCUUUAAUCAAAUUCAACCCAACAGUAGCGUCCCAAAUUAUUUCAACAAUUUACUGCCGCCAUCGCAAAGCUGGUUUCACCCAAUUCCACAAAGCAUUCCGCCAGUGGGUAACAAUAACGCUGUACCAAACCCCACGGCCUGGCCCGUAAAUUCUGUUCCAGCAUUAAACCCAGCUAGAACUUCUUUAUCCGGCCAAUCAUCACAUCGAACUUUGCCAGUCUCUCGAUGGACACUGACAAAAUAUGAUGGAGAAGAUCAGGGUCUGAAAUUGAACGAAUUUCUGGAGGUAGUUCAAGCAUUGUCUUUGGCAGAACACGUGUCAGAGGCUGAGCUUUUUGAAUCAGCCGUCCAUCUUUUUACCGGCCAUGCACUGAAAUGGUACAUGACCAUGCGCACUACAGGGCGACUACUAAAUUGGCAACAUUUAGUAAUGGAGAUUAAGCGCACUUUCAUGCAUCCGGACUUAGAUCCUUUAAUUAAAAUGAAAAUAUACCAGCGACGUCAACAGCGUAACGAAUCAUUUAAUGAAUUUUAUUACGAAAUGGAGCGACUCUUCCGCACCAUGAGUAAUCAAAUUCCCGAUUAUGAGAAGAUGCAAAUAUUGUUGCAAAAUAUUCGCAUCGACUAUAAAAAGCAGCUUACAUUCCUGCCUAUCAACGAUUUAGCUACACUCGUAGCUGCAGGACAAAAAGUAGACGCGUUAAAUUUCUCAGCGUACAAUAAAGUUUUCGGGACAGAAAAACAGACCAAUGCUGUCACUGUGAGCGAACCCAAACCUAAAGCAAAGAAAGCAGAACCACCAAAUAUCCAAACCCAACCGUCUCAAUCGAACAAUAGAAAUCGGAACAAACCCCCUAUUACUCAAACCGAAACUGCUGCACCCAACACGUCGCGCGCGCAGCACCAAGCGAAUUCGUUCAAAAAUCAACCGAAUCGACUCCCCACUCUUACAGCUCUAAUCGAUUCUCAUUGCCCGCCACCACCCAACCAUUGCUUUAAUUGCGGCGCAUAUGGUCAUCGUUUUAACGCGUGUAGGCUUCCCCGAGGUGUUCUCUGUGAAAAUUGUGGCUUUAGAGGAUACCCAACCAACAACUGUCCGUACUGUAUAAAAAACGAGAUGUCAGCGAGAGAAAACCGCGGCUCGCUGCACCACUAAUCGCGU